AUGUUUCCGUUCACAGCUGGCGAUCGCCUGCUGGAUAUACCCUGCAAGGUGUGCGGGGACCGCAGUUCGGGCAAACAUUAUGGCAUCUACAGUUGUGAUGGCUGCUCAGGAUUCUUCAAGCGUAGCAUUCAUCGCAAUCGCAUUUACACCUGCAAGGCCACCGGUGAUCUGAAGGGUCGAUGUCCUGUGGACAAGACCCAUAGGAAUCAAUGUCGGGCCUGUCGACUUGCCAAAUGCUUUCAAUCGGCCAUGAAUAAGGACGCUGUUCAACAUGAGCGUGGUCCACGGAAACCGAAGCUACAUCCGCAGUUGCAUCAUCAUCAUCAUCAUGCGGCGGCUGCAGCAGCGGCCCAUCAUGCUGCCGCUGCCCACGCCCACGCCCACGCCCACCAUCACCAUCACCAUCAUCACGCGCAUGCGGCGGCGGCUCAUCAUGCGGCGGCCGCAGCAGCAGCUGCCGCUGGACUGCAUCAUCAUCAUGGCGGACACUUGCCGGUGUCGCUGGUGACCAACGUGUCGGCAUCAUUCAACUACACGCAACACAUUUCGACGCAUGCACCGCCGAGUGGUUUCCAUUUGGCCACAGGUGCUCAGCCAGCGGCACAUCCUCACCAGCCACAGGUGCAGGCAGCUCAUCCUGGCCAGCAGUCAGCCUCGCAUGCAACGGCCUUUCAUCAUCCAGGUCAUGGACACGCACUGGCACCGCAUGGAGCUCUUCAAAAUGGCAGUGGGUCAGUCAGUGGUGGUGGUGGUGGUGCUUCGACUGUUGCCAUGACAUUUCCACCACAUUUGCUGCAUCACAAUCUGAUUGCCGAGGCGGCCAGCAAGUUGCCAGGCAUAACGGCGGCAACGGCAACGGCAGUGGCUGCAGUCGUCUCAACGGGACCCUACGCCCAGGCCACGCCCACAGCGAACAACUAUUCAUCGCCCUCGCCCAGCAAUUCCAUACAGUCCAUAUCGAGCAUUGGUUCCCGCAGUGGCGGUGGUCGAGUGUUCGACGGGGAUGGCGACGGAGAUGCAGAUGGAGACGGAGACGGAGGUCUUAGCCUGGGCAGCGAGAGUCCACGGGUUAAUGUCGAAACGGAGACACCAUCGCCAUCGGCGUCGCCACCUCUGAGUGCUGGCAGUGUGUCGCCGGCGCCAACGUUGACCGACUCACAGAGUCUGGCCGCAUCCAGCACAUCGCCACAUCCGCCACAGAACUCGACGUACUGCCUCAGCGAAGCAUCGCAUCAGACCAACAACGACACAAUGCCGCUUCUCAUGCACAGCAUUCAUGUCAACAACAACAACAACAACAGUAACAGCAACAACAAUAACCACUACAACCAAAACAAGAACAACAAACAGCUUAGCUACACAUCAGGAUCACCAGCACCAACAACACCGACACCACCACCAUCAUCAGCGUUGCCAACGCCACGUUCUGGCAGCGGCUGCCACGCCUCCAACGGCUUCCUGGAGCUGUUGCUGAGUCCCGACAAGUGCCAGGAGCUCAUCCAGUACCAGGUGCAACACAAUGCUCUGCUCUUUCCGCCACCGCUGCCACAGCAACUGCUCGACUCGCGUCUCCUCUCCUGGGAAAUGCUGCAGGAGACGACGGCGCGUCUUCUCUUCAUGGCUGUGCGUUGGGUCAAGUGCCUCAUGCCGUUCCAGACAUUGUCCAAGAAUGAUCAGCACCUACUGCUUCAGGAGUCCUGGAAGGAGCUCUUUCUGCUUAACCUCGCCCAGUGGACAAUUCCAUUAGAUCUAACGCCGAUCUUGGAGUCACCGCUGAUCAAGGAGCGUGUGCUGCAGGAUGAGGCGACGCAAACGGAAAUGAAGACCAUCCAGGAGAUACUCUGCCGGUUUCGUCAGAUCACGCCGGAUGGCAGCGAAGUGGGUUGCAUGAAGGCGAUCGCGUUGUUUGCUCCGGAGACAGCCGGACUGUGCGAUGUGCAGCCGGUGGAGAUGCUGCAGGAUCAGGCGCAGUGCAUUCUGUCCGAUCAUGUGAGGUUGCGGUAUCCACGUCAGGCCACACGCUUUGGACGACUCCUCCUUCUGCUUCCCUCACUGCGCACGAUACGAGCGGCGACCAUCGAGGCGCUCUUCUUCAAGGAGACCAUCGGAAAUGUUCCCAUUGCGCGGCUGCUGCGGGAUAUGUACACCAUGGAGCCGGCACAGGUGGACAAGUAGAUCAUGGAUAAACUAAACCAACUGCAAGUGGGCGUCCAAUGUAAUCAAAAUCGAAUCGCGUUGCAUUUAAGCGGCAUCAAUUUUUGUCACUUGACAAAAUAUUUGUGCUCCAACUAAAAAAAAUAAGAGA
Drosophila innubila is the source of this 2305-nucleotide messenger RNA. RefSeq names its product steroid receptor seven-up, isoforms B/C (gene dsf). Lineage: Eukaryota; Metazoa; Arthropoda; Insecta; Diptera; Drosophilidae. The transcript has 4 exons. Gene Ontology annotation, molecular function: zinc ion binding; nuclear receptor activity; RNA polymerase II cis-regulatory region sequence-specific DNA binding. The coding region runs from base 1 to 2175 and encodes 724 amino acids. The record is from RefSeq and is a predicted model, not a curated record. Gene Ontology annotation, biological process: anatomical structure development; regulation of transcription by RNA polymerase II; cell differentiation.